AAGAUCCACAAAGCCACCCAUAGCCCACAACUGACCACAGACACACUGGGACAAUGUCUGGAGAACUUCCUCUAAACAUUAACAUCAAGGAGCCUCGAUGGGAUCAAAGCACUUUUGUUGGACGAGCCAAUCAUUUCUUCACUGUAACUGAUCCCAGGAAUAUUUUGUUAACCAACGAGCAACUAGAGAAUGCAAGAAGAAUAGUACAUAACUACAGACAAGGAAUUGUUCCUCCAGGUCUCACAGAGAAUGAAUUAUGGAGGGCAAAGUACAUCUAUGAUUCCGCUUUUCAUCCUGACACUGGGGAAAAGAUGAUUUUGAUAGGAAGAAUGUCAGCCCAGGUUCCCAUGAACAUGACCAUCACGGGCUGUAUGAUGACAUUCUAUAGGACCACGCCGGCCGUGCUCUUCUGGCAGUGGAUUAACCAGUCCUUCAAUGCCGUGGUCAAUUACACCAACAGAAGUGGAGACGCACCCCUCACUGUAAAUGAACUGGGAACAGCUUAUGUUUCUGCAACAACUGGUGCUGUAGCAACAGCUCUAGGACUCAAUGCAUUAACCAAGCACGUCUCACCUCUCAUAGGACGUUUUGUUCCCUUUGCGGCCGUCGCUGCUGCUAAUUGCAUCAAUAUCCCAUUAAUGAGGCAAAGGGAACUCAAAGUUGGCAUUCCUGUCACUGAUGAAAAUGGGAACCGCCUGGGCGAGUCGGCAAAUGCUGCCAAACAAGCCAUCACACAAGUAGUCAUCUCCAGGAUUCUCAUGGCAGCCCCAGGCAUGGCCAUCCCUCCAUUUAUCAUGAACACUUUGGAAAAGAAAGCCUUUCUAAAGAGGUUCCCGUGGAUGAGCGCGCCUAUUCAAGUUGGGCUAGUUGGCUUCUGUUUGGUAUUUGCUACACCUCUGUGUUGUGCUCUGUUUCCUCAGAAAAGUUCCAUGUCUGUGACAAGCUUGGAGGCUGAGUUGCAAGCCAAGAUCCGAGAGACCUCUCCUGAAUUACGACGCGUGUACUUUAAUAAGGGAUUGUAACGUGGGGACAGAGACCACGACGGCUUACCCCGCCAACUGCACACCUGGGGGUGCCGUGUAGGUGAGGAAGAUCCUGCUGCACCUGGGUUCUUCCAGUUAUAGAAACCUUUCAAAGACCCCCUGGAGCCUUUUCGAGUCAAGCUGCUCCUGAUAGCACAGCGCCUGGUGUGGGCCAGGUGCCCGGCACCCGUUGGCUCCCUUACAUUAGAAUCACGGUAUAAUUUACAGAAAUACCCUUUCUGUAGCUUUUAUAGUAAUUGUUUUUCAAACACAAUAUCCCAGUCCUCACCCAGAGUUUUAAAAAGCAUGGCUAGGCAUAGAGUAGAUGUUCAGUAUAUGCUCAAUAAAUAUUUAUUGAUUAUCAGUCCGUGAAAAGGAAAUCUGUUUAAAAUAAUGAAUUUUUAAUCCCAUUCUUGUUUCAAAUCACGGAGAUCUCAGCAGUGAUUUGGGAAAACACAAAAGUUCUGAUGCUCAACGGUAAAAAAUGACUCAUAAAUAUUAGGGCAGUUUGCUUCCAGUUCGGGCGGUGGGCACCCCGAGGUAGAUUGUGAGCCUUUUGGAUCUGCAGGAUAACAGCUCCUUCAUAUACCUCCCAAAAGUCAAGUGUGACGAGCCGUCCUCGCUGUCAGCAACUAGAUGCUUUCAUAUUGCUGUUGGGGUUCUUUGGUUGACUUUUAAAUUUAUGUUUUACAUUCUUAUGAAGAUGUUAAUCCUGCCUUGCACUUGUUGACUUUACAGUCAAUUAUUUACAUCAAGUAACUGAUAUUUACAGAUGUCAAAUUUUGGAAGUAUGUUCAAAACCAAUGCAGUAUGACUGAGUGGAAUCUAGUUAGAUUUUUUUUAGCAGUGAGAACACAGUUCCAGCUAACUACAUGUCUUUUCUUGUCGAGCUUAUAGAUUUCUUUGGCUUUCAUAAAGAUACAGAAAUAAUGUGUAUGUGAAUCAGUAACUAAAUGAAUUUUACUUGAAUGAUGUAUAUUACAUUCCAGCCUGUUUGAGAAUAAUGAAUCCAUGGACCACUGUUUACAUCAUCUGUAGUAGUUUCACAUAUAAUAUAUUUAAUGUAACAGAUUAUGUUUCAAGUCUGUAGAUGUUCAAAGGCAUACACAAGGUGGUUGUUGAGUGUAGACCACUCAAUUCAAUUUGUAAUUCAGAGACUUGUGAGAAAAAUGUAGAAACUAGUUUUGACAGAUUUUUCCUGACAAUGUGACCAAACUGAAUUUCCUCAUAAAGAAAACAUAGCGUGC
Molecule: messenger RNA, 2269 nt
Organism: Diceros bicornis minor
Lineage: Eukaryota; Metazoa; Chordata; Mammalia; Perissodactyla; Rhinocerotidae
Gene: SFXN1
Product: sideroflexin 1
Exons: 11
Coding region: 54-1022 (322 amino acids)
Biological process (GO): serine import into mitochondrion; monoatomic ion transport
Cellular component (GO): mitochondrial inner membrane
Molecular function (GO): monoatomic ion transmembrane transporter activity
Source: RefSeq, a predicted model, not a curated record